AUGUUGUACAAGGUCAAUGUUGUACGACCUCAGUGUUGUACGAGGUCAAUGUUGUACGACCUCACUGUUGUACGACCUCAAUGUUGUAAGGUCAAUGUUGUACGACCUCAAUGCUGUACGACCUCAAUGUUGUACGACCUCAAUGUUGUACGACCUCAAUGUUGUACGACCUCAAUGUUGUACGAGGUCAAUGCGACCUCAAUGUUGUACGACCUCAAUGUUGUACGAGGUCAAUGUUGUGCGACCCCAAUGUUGUACGACCCAAUAUUGUACGACCUCAAUGUUGUACAAGGUCAAUGUUGUACGAGGUCAAUGUUGUGCGACCCCAAUGUUGUACGACCUUAUGUGUUUACGACCUUAAUGCUGUACUACCUCAGUGUUGUACGACCUCAAUGUUGUACAGUCUCAUUGAUGGAGGCGGAGGAGGAUGAAGCUUGA
Homarus americanus (American lobster) is the source of this 438-nucleotide messenger RNA. RefSeq names its product keratin-associated protein 4-11-like. The transcript has a single exon. NCBI's taxonomy places the organism in Eukaryota, Metazoa, Arthropoda, Malacostraca, Decapoda, Nephropidae. The coding region runs from base 1 to 438 and encodes 145 amino acids. The record is from RefSeq and is a predicted model, not a curated record.